This is a messenger RNA of Rotaria sp. Silwood2, 2352 nucleotides long. NCBI's taxonomy places the organism in Eukaryota, Metazoa, Rotifera, Eurotatoria, Philodinida, Philodinidae. The record is from the annotation of a GenBank genome assembly.
AUGGGUAAUCAUCCAGGAAGUAUUAUACAUAAACUAACACAUAGAAAAAGUAGCACGCAUAUACCAUCGACCCCUUUAUCACCAACAGAAUUCGUAUUACCAAGUAAAACUACAUAUUUUGAAACAUUUAUUCUUGUUUGGCUUGAUCCUAAUGUUGAUACAAAUACGGAAAAUGUCAAAACUCAAGAAUGUUUACGAGAAAUUCUAACAUGUCUUAUAACAUUUGAUACAGUUGAAGCAUGUCAAAACUGGCUUAAAAAAUGUUGUUCUGAUGAAAAAAUUAUUCUCAUUGUAUCGGGUGCAUAUGGACAACAAAUUGUACCGCAAAUUCAUCAUUUAUCAGCAAUAGUUGCCAUUUAUAUUUAUUGUUUGGAUAUUGAGCGUAACAAGGAUUGGACUCAGAAUUUUGCAAAAAUUCGAAAUAUUAUAUCUUCAACAGAUAUUCUUUUACAAGAAUUAUCUCUUGAUCAAGUUAAUCUUGAAAGUGUUGAAGAUUCUAAAGCAUUAAAAAUUUAUAAACAUGAGCAACAAGUUUGUUCUCUUGACACUGCAACCGCAUCAUUUUUAUGUUAUCAACUUUUACUUGAGAUUCUGAUAUCUCCAAAUUAUAUAACAACACCAGGAACAUUUUAUGAACUGAUUCAUAUUCUUCAUCAGUAUAGUUCUGAUGAUAAAUAUGGUACAAAAUUAAUUAAUGAAUUCAAAAAAACAUAUACUCCAAAUAAAGCUGUAUCAUGGCUAACACGUGAUACACCCUUGUUACGUUUUGUUAAUAAAGCAUUACGCGAACAAGAUUUUGAUAUGCUUUUUGCCUUACGUUUUCUUCUUGUUGAUAUUCAUUCUCAAUUAACCACCCAUCAAGCACGAUCGCUCAAUGUAUUUAAAUUACAGCUUAUGUUAAAAGAUGAAAUGGAAAAUAUUCGAGCGAAUCCAGGUCAAUUACUAGUUGUAAAUGGGUUUCUAUUUGCAUCGACUAAUAUGUCUCAAUUGAUAUCUUCAAUUACGAAUAAUGAUCAAUACGAAACAAUUUUAUUUGAUAUUAAAGCCGAUUUUCGUCCGGGUGUAGUUCCCUUUGCUCUUCUUCAUGAUAUUGAUUCAACUAUUAAACAUAAAAUAAAUCGAGAAGUACUUUUUAUGUGUGGUUCAAUAUUUGAAGUUGGUCCGUUAACACAUGAAGAUUCUAUAUGGAAGCUUAAAUUAAAAUUAGCUAGUGAAAAUGAUUCAUCGAUAUUAUUUAAUAUGAAACAAAAAUUAAAAGAAACUAAAAAUUAUAGUAUUCUUGGUGAUCUAUUAUAUCAAUAUAAUCAGGAAGAAAAAGCAAGUAUUUAUUAUGAAAGACUUUCUAGUGAACUACCAAAUAAUCAAGCUUUCGUAUCACAAAUCAAUAAACAAUCAACUGGGAAACAUACCAGAUCAAAUUCUAAUAAAGAUUCUAUUCCUAAUGUGCCGUUUGCUCUUAUAAAUUUAUCUGAACAUAUAUCUGAAUUUGCUUCAGCCGUAUUAUAUAUUCUUUGUUCUGUAACAUCGAAUCUUAUAUAUGUUAUGAAUGAUGCAUCAACUAAUGAUUGUUAUCAAUGGCCUAAAAGACCAAUGUCAAUAUUUACAACCGCACAAUUCGUAUCUUCAUCAGAAAAAAAAAUACCAAAAUAUAUAAAAUUUUUUGUAUUAAGUGAUAGCAAGAAUAAUACUGAACAACAACAACAAUUUACAACUAUUGAUGAAUUAAUAUGUCGAUUAGUUGAUGAAAUAAUUCAACACUAUCGAUUUGAAGCAAAUGAAUUUAUUAAAAUGAAAAAUUCAAUUAAAAUGCAAGAACAAUAUAAACAAAUAAAUCGAAUUUAUCAUGAAUUAAAAAACCUCGAUGUGAAAUUUGCAAAAAAUAAUUCUUCUUCAAAAAAAUCAGAAAAUAUUGAACCAAUAUUAAUUUGGUUAUUGUCAAAUACAGGAUAUGAUGAAGAAGAUACAAAAUCUAUUGCAGAGAAUUUUAAAGAUAAUUUUUCAUCAUAUCUUACUUUUUAUGAUCCAUCUGAAUUUCAUUCUUAUUUACUUAUUGAAGAGAAUAUAACUGAUAUGUUUAUUAUCAUUUAUAGAAAUUAUGAAGAAUCGAUUGUAGAGUGUGUACGUCAAUUUCCUAAUGUUAAAUAUGUGUAUUAUUAUGAAGCUUCAAAAAAUAAAAUGGAUAAUAUGACUACAAAUCGAGAUGAUCUUCGUUAUCGUAUAACAUCUGAUCUUAUUGAUUAUUAUGCAAAACUAGGUGAAAAAUAUCAAACUAAUAAAAAAUCAAAAGAAGCUCGACAAAUAUUUUUAAAAGCACAAAAAUUGUGUCGUCUUUUAUCAGAAAAUUAUUUUUAA